CCUCUCUCCUUCAACCCCACGACACAUCAAACAAGCUGAGCAAGAUGGAAUCUACACUUUCCGGUCAGCCAUUGACCAUUGAACGACCAGAAGGUUUCAGUUGGGAGGACUGGCUGUCUAGUUCUGCAGACCGUCCUAAUGAGAUUGAGCCAGGCGAUCCAGACCAAGAAUGGAACGAGAUUAAGUUGUACUUGUCACAGCGCCGAUUCCAAACUGCAUGCGAACAGCGAAGGGUGAAUUUCCAGGAAAAGAUCCACCUUAUCAUGGCCACGCUCCGGCGUAUGGAGACGGAAUUUGUGGAGGCGGAGGAUGCAAUUGAGGUCGAAAUGGUCAACACUUUCUCAUGGCACAUCAUGGUGCGUAAGACUAGCAAAUCAUCCAUCUCUUACUUGUCACUAAACUUUCCGACAGAAUCUUGGUAUAGAGCAACUCCGUAAAAGAAUCAUACCUACCUAUACUUUUGAUAGGUUUAGGGAAUUACCAAUGGAAUUAAGGCUUCGGAUAUGGUCAUUUGCUUCUCGUGUCGAGGAUCCACGCCUCCAUAUGCCCCUUAGAAUACCGGAAGGUGGUGUCGAUUAUGGCCGAUACCAGCAAAGGCAUCGCGUUCCUUCCAUUCUGCGCACCUGCCGGGAGUCUUGACGCGAGGCUUUAAAGGUCAACACUCUUUUCUAUUCUGGGGCUAGCUUUUACGACCCUGGGUAUCUUAAUACCCUCUACGAUACCUUCUAUUUUGGUCAAACACUGCGUUGGUUUGACUACAAGAUAUUCGUCGAUAUAAUGAUUAAACAAAACACCACUCGAACCAUGCCCUUGAGCAUAUUACGAAAUUUGGAGCAGUUCAAAUCAAUACGACACAUAAUCAUUGAUCAGAGGAUAUUUGGGGCUUUACCACCCAAAGUAUGGACGGAGUUUCCACGGUUGGAGACUCUCGCUGUUGUGUCUUACCCUCGCGGCGAAGCGUGUGAGGUGUGGGGGUUUCUUAACUCAGCCAAUCCAAUAGAACCCAAGUUUUUCGAGCCACCUCCCUAUUCCAUCAAUGGACGUUGUGCAGCACAAGUGAUGAAAUACGCCGUUGAUUGUAUGGAUCGGGCCCAAUCGGAAGUCCCAAAUUGGGUGAAGCCGAAAAUCAUGGUUAUCCAACGAGUGUCAAACUUUGAAGAGGAAGAGGGAAUGCGUGGUGCAUUGGAUGUGGAGGGAGAUGAGAUGAGUGAUACAUGGGAGGAGGAGGAGGAGGAGGAGGAAGAAGAAGACGACGACGAAGAAGAAGAAACAAGUGAUACGUUGGAGGGUGAGGAAGAAGUGACUGGUGAUACAUUAUUGGAGGAGGAAGAAGAAGAAGAAAGGAGUGAUCUCGAUGACGACGAUAGAGAAAUGAGGGCUACUUACAGGGCACGUCUUAAGAGGGAAAUGGUUUUCAAUGUGCCGAUGAACGAAAUCAGACGUUUCAAGCACCAAUACCAUCCUAGUCAACGAGUGAGCCAGCACAUGGUGCUGUUGAAGGCAACACGAGCAAACGGUGUUCCAAGGAAGUCUGGGGAAGUCAUUAGCGAUAGCGAAACGGAAAUUGACCCACCGACCGGGACUCCAUGGUCUGUUGACGAGGAUGAGGAUAGUGAGGACGAUGAGUAGUAAGUGGUGUUUUGUAUCGCUUAUCUUGUAGUAUUAAAGAUGGGAUGGUGGGUGGAUUAGAUGAUAUGUUUAUGGUUUCAAUAUAAUUUGUUUACAUAUAUCAAGUAUGUGCGAAGGGGCGAACCCUUAGGAUACGAGGGUUUAUUGUUAUGAUCAAUCUCUUAUACACAUAGCUGUUAACAAAC
Hymenoscyphus albidus is the source of this 1814-nucleotide messenger RNA. Lineage: Eukaryota; Fungi; Ascomycota; Leotiomycetes; Helotiales; Helotiaceae. The record is from the annotation of a GenBank genome assembly.